AGGAAAAACGGCCAACUGGUGACAGGGUCAUGGGCGCAACCAAGGCUCAUUGAUGGAGGUGGGGAGGGAAGGCUCAUUGAUGGAGGUGGGAGGGAGGGCUCAUUGAUGGAGGUGGGGAGGGAAGGCUCAUUGAUGGAGGUGGGGAGGGAAGGCUCAUUGAUGGAGGUGGGGAGGGAGGGCUCAUUGAUGGAGGUGGGGAGGGAAGGCUCAUUGAUGGAGGUGGGGAGGGAAGGCUCAUUGAUGGAGGUGGGGAGGGAAGGCUCAUUGAUGGAGGUGAAGAGGGAAGGCUCCUUGAUGGAGGUGGGAGGGAAGGCUCAU
Messenger RNA from Staurois parvus, 318 nucleotides. NCBI's taxonomy places the organism in Eukaryota, Metazoa, Chordata, Amphibia, Anura, Ranidae. The record is from the annotation of a GenBank genome assembly.